Protopolystoma xenopodis is the source of this 963-nucleotide messenger RNA. The record is from the annotation of a GenBank genome assembly. Lineage: Eukaryota; Metazoa; Platyhelminthes; Monogenea; Polystomatidea; Polystomatidae.
AUGGGGGAGUUAGUUGAUCCUUCUUCUACCAAUCAAAACGUUCGGCAAAAUGGGAAAAAAUCUAAUAGAAUUGAUGAUAGGCCUGCCAAAAAACUAAAAAUCUUUAACUUUUUGCGUGAUAGAUUUCGCCGACACAGAAACUCAUCUACAUUUUCACCCCCCAAGGAUGCCCUUUCUGAUUCAAACGCGGCUGCACAUCACGAUUUCGUCAAUAUUGAUCCCACCUUUCACCAUCGUACCUUAGACGGCAUUGGGAUUCACCUGGAGACAGUUGCCCCACAUGAUUAUAUUGAGCUGAAUUCAAAACCUUGGUAUUGGGGUCCGUUGAGUCGCCGAGAGGCUACCCUUAUCUUAAUGGACAAGCCAUAUGGGUCGUUCUUGGUCAGAGAUAGCGAAAGGGACUCAUCUCGCUUUACACUCACUUUCCGAGGGGCAGACGAACAGAUAUUCAAUAACAGAAUAUCCUUUGAGAACCAAAAAUAUGCUUUCUUGAAGGGUGAGGCGUAUGAUUCUAUCUCAGACCUGAUUGAUAGUGCUGUUUUGAAAUCACGUGACGGACCUUAUUGUCUCUCGCGGUUGACGGAAGCACCUAUUUCUCCAUCAAUCGAAGAGGAAAACACUCAAAUCGGCUUAGAUGCGAACCAAUCCCGUUGCAUUACGACAAAAUCUGGCGAAAAGGAUAUUUUAUCUACCAGGGCAGAAGGUGUGACUCGAAUUCAACUAGAAAAUAGUGGCGAAUUUCCUAACGGAGCUAAGGAGAAUGAGAUUAGCAAUCUCGAGACCGGCGAUGCUCUUAAUUUUGAGUCUAACAAGGCUCGGUCCAGGAAUGAAGUUCGUCUUCUUUUUCCUGUGAGCCGUUUUUCCGAAGUACAUUCCUUAAGCUUUCUGUGCCGAUUUUCCUUUCGCCAUAAUCUCACACUUUAUAACAACAGGAAAUCCCCUCUUCAUUUUCCUUCUACGUAG